UUUUAUAAAAUUUUUUGGGACUAAACAAGGCCAUAGUGGGAAGUGGCCGACGAGGCGACGACCCGCGCCUCUCCGCCUGUUGGCUGUUGCUUCCUCAACCAGCAAGCCGGGCUCCAACUCCGAGCAAAACAGGGGACGAUCCGAGACAUCGCGUCGAAAACACACCACUCGGUAGUCGAUACUCGCCCGCUCCUCCCACCGGUUCGGGACUUCCGGUCUCGGUACUCGUAGGCGCUAUCUUCGCGCGGCCACCUGGGCCUUUGUUCCUCCCGCUCCGACCAAGCACUCGCAAGCUCGAUCGGGCUCCAUGUCCAUCACAAGGUUGGCCGCGUCGUACGUGGACCCCGGCACCGGAGCGCCCCUCCGCCGCGCGAUCCUUUACGUCCUCGUCCUCCUCGGCUCCAACCUCGCCACGUUCCUCCUCUCCUCUCACUAUUCUUCCUGCGCGACGUCACCUCCGGCCGCCGCGGCGGCGGCGCCGAAAAUGGCUACUCCAAGUCCGAGGAACACCACCGUCCCGGAGCAGCUGGCGGACCUCCCGCUGGAGUUCCACGCGUUCGCGGGGCCGCACGCGCUCCCGUACGGGCGCAACGCCAACUGGGGCACCGCCGAGCUGCGGCCGCCCGUGGGCCACCCGUGCCUGUCCUUCCCGGACCUGCUCGCCGCCUUCAUGUCGUACCCCGUCAACGGCUCCUGCCCCGACGACGAGCUCCCCGCGCAGCGGCUCCUCCUCCGCGGCUGCGAGCCCCUGCCGCGCCGACGCUGCCGACCCGCCGCGCCGCCGGACCCGGCGCCACCGCUGCCGUUCCCGGACGCGCUCUGGUCCACGCCGCCCGACCGCUCCGUGCACUGGUCCGCCUACACGUGCAAGUCCUUCCGCUGCCUCGUCGACCGCGCGCGCUCCCCGCGCUUCGACGACUGCAAGGACUGCUUCGACAUCGCCGGCGGCCGGGAGCGCUACCGUUGGCUCAACGCCACGGACAAGAAGAGGAAGAACCCGCUCGACUUCUCCAUCGACGAGGUGCUCGCGUCGGCGUCCCCGCCGGGGUCCGUCCGCAUCGGGCUCGACAUCGGCGGCGGCUCCGGCACCUUCGCCGUGCGCAUGCGCGAGCACGGCGUCACCGUGGUGGCCACCACCGUGAACCUCAACGGCCCCUUCAGCUCCUUCGUGGCCGCGCGCGGGAUCGUGCCGCUCUACGUCAGCGUCGCCGCGCGGCUGCCCUUCUUCGACAACACGCUGGACAUCGUGCACUCCAUGCACGUGCUCAGCGGCUGGAUCCCGCCGGCCGCGCUGCAGUUCGCGCUGUUCGACGUGUACCGGGUGCUCCGGCCCGGCGGGCUGUUCUGGCUGGACCACUUCUUCUGCGGGGAGGCGGAGAUGGCGGCGUACGUGGGUGUGGUGGAGAGCGUCGGGUUCGGAAAGCUGAGGUGGGUGACGGGCAGGAAGCUCGACAGGGGACCGGAGAGCAAGGAGAUGUACCUCUCGGCAUUGCUAGAGAAGCCGCUCAAGAACUCGUGGCGCCAUUAAUUCCGGUAACUCUUGAUCAAAGGAAGAGGCUGGAUAACAAAACCACUGUGAUUGUUGCGAUCCUCGGUGAGGCGCAAGAAUGCAUUGUUUGUUGGCUAGAUUAGAUGACUUGCUUAUUUUUUAUGUAUGCUUUUUAGGCGGUUUGCAUGUGUGUUGUCGUGCAUAUAUGCGUCGUCGAAAUUUUACGAUCUUUCUGUAAUGCGCAUUUGUACACUAAAAAUAAAUGGUAAAAUUGA
Messenger RNA from Sorghum bicolor (sorghum), 1764 nucleotides. RefSeq lists its product as uncharacterized. Gene Ontology annotation, molecular function: S-adenosylmethionine-dependent methyltransferase activity. The record is from RefSeq and is a predicted model, not a curated record. Lineage: Eukaryota; Viridiplantae; Streptophyta; Magnoliopsida; Poales; Poaceae. The transcript has a single exon. The coding region runs from base 308 to 1528 and encodes 406 amino acids.